AUGGCUUCAGACGUUAUAAAUCGAAUUGAACAAAAACUUUUGGGAUAUGAAUUAAUUUAUAAUCGAAGCAAUGCUCAUUCCAAAGAUAUGGAAGGAAUUAAUAAUAACAAUAUAAUGGCGUCAGGAAUGUUAAGAUUGCCAAAAGUGAAUACAGGAGAAGAAAAUACAAAUGAUGAAGGAGAAGAAUUAAAUGAGGAGGAUUUGAGUAAAGCAAGAGAUCUCAAAAAAGAACCGACACCCUCUUCUGAAUGGAAAGAAAGUGGACAAUUGAGUGUUUCAGAGCAGGUUGAUUUAUUAAUAAACGAAUCAACUGAUCUAAGCAAUUUGUCGUUAAUGUAUGAGGGUUGGACUUCUUGGGUGUGA
Molecule: messenger RNA, 363 nt
Organism: Meloidogyne enterolobii
Lineage: Eukaryota; Metazoa; Nematoda; Chromadorea; Rhabditida; Meloidogynidae
Source: the annotation of a GenBank genome assembly